AUGAGAGGAUCUACAAAUAGAAGAGGAGCUGUUGAAGAGGCUCUUCCUGCUACCCCUCAGGGGACUCCAGGAUCUAGUGCAACAAAGAAAAGGAGAGGGAGGGAGGGCAAGGCGCAUGAAUGCAUUCCAGUCUCUGAGUCUAAGAAGAGAGGUGAAAGACCGAUUGCCAAAGCAGAUGGUGGAAGCUCUUCGCAGCCAUCAGAAGCUGGAGAAGUAAUAUCGGCCUUGAUCAGUACAAAUGAGCUGGUGAUGCUGGAAUCUCAACACAUCUCACAGCCUGCUUCAACCGUGGGCACUAGAAGUUCACGAGGGAAGAGAGGUCGAGUGAACGCCUCAGCUGCGACAGAGAUUGCUGAAGCGGGGUCAAGCCAGGCGAAGAGAAGGAACCAAAAGAGAGCUGCUGAUGUUUCGGAAUCACCUGUAGCAGACGUAGAACAAUCCAAAACCUCUACAAUACCCGAAUUCACCCCUGUCUCUGAACCUGUUGAGAGAGUGAGAACGAGAGGGAAAGCAGAUUGUGCCAUUGUUGCCGAAUCAUCAGAUGUUGGACAGGAAGCCUCAGCAUUAAUCAUAAGCAGGAAACCACAUAGAAGACCACAUCGAAUGGUGUCUGCAGACACACCACUGGCGGCUCCAAGUCAGGAGAAAACAAGAACCAGAGGGGAGAGAGGCCACUUGAAAACUUCUGGAACAGAGGAAACUGCAGAAGCAGGAUCAAGUCAGGGAAGGAGUACAAGACGAAAGAAAAUCAUUGAUUUGUCAGAAAAGCAUGAAAAAAAAAUUGUAGGAAGCCAAGUCACCGAAAUAUCAGAAACCACCCCUGUAUCUGAACUUCCCAAGAGAGGGGGAAGGACGGGAAGGAAAGCUGCCGACCUCGUCAUAGUGGAAUCAUCCGAAACCGUAGAGAGGGCUCUAGAAUUUCUCAAAAACAAAAGACCACUGCAUUUUCAAUUGGUAGAUACACCAUUAGCAACUCCAAGUCAAGACACCAGCGAACAGGAGAGAGGCAGAACCACUGUCUCUGAUGCUGGCGAUGAUGAAGAACCCCUAUCGACAGGGAAGCAACAAUCCUGUAUUGAUCAAACCACUUCUGCUUUUCCUGAAAACAGGAUAGAAUAUACUGAGGCAUCACAGACUCGUAAGGGCGAAAGGGCUCCAAGAAAGGUUGAACGAGAGGCUGCAGGUGAUAAAGGCGAUAAUGAUGUGUUCCCUACUCGAAACAGUACUAGAAAGAAGGCGACAUGCUCUACACCCAAAGCGCACAAGGGACGGAUCACCAGGGUUUGCAGAGCUGGUCAGGUGGCAGAAGAAGGCAAAUCAUCCCCUCAACAGCAAGGCAAAGCUGUUACCCGUCGAGGGAGAGAGAUGAAGGCAGUAGAAAAGCCGUAA
Molecule: messenger RNA, 1389 nt
Organism: Darwinula stevensoni
Lineage: Eukaryota; Metazoa; Arthropoda; Ostracoda; Podocopida; Darwinulidae
Source: the annotation of a GenBank genome assembly